This is a messenger RNA of Malurus melanocephalus (red-backed fairy wren), 853 nucleotides long. RefSeq names its product mitochondrial ribosomal protein L12 (gene MRPL12). Lineage: Eukaryota; Metazoa; Chordata; Aves; Passeriformes; Maluridae. Gene Ontology annotation, molecular function: structural constituent of ribosome. The record is from RefSeq and is a predicted model, not a curated record. The coding region runs from base 41 to 655 and encodes 204 amino acids. Gene Ontology annotation, cellular component: ribosome; mitochondrial large ribosomal subunit. Gene Ontology annotation, biological process: mitochondrial transcription; translation. The transcript has 4 exons.
CGAGCCGGGAGCGGGGGAGCUCGGUGUGCUCGGGGCCGCCAUGCUGCCCGCUGUGCCCGCGGCCGUGCCCGCGGCUCUGCCCGCCGCCCGCCGGGCGCUGCUGGCCCCGCUGUCCCCCCGCUCGCUGUCCCCUCUGUCCCCGCUCCGCGUCCCCCCCGCCGGGCUCCGGGCGCUCGGCACCGGCCCCGCGCGGCGCUCGGAGGCGCUGGCCGGGGCACCGCUGGACACGGCGGCCAAGGAGUACUCGCCCAAGGUGCGGCAGCUGGUGCGGGACAUCGCGGGGCUGACGCUGCUGGAGGUGGCCGAUCUCAACGCGCUGCUCAAGGAGACGCUCAAGAUCCCGGACGUGGGGGUGAUGCCCGCGGCCGCCGCCGCCUCCCUCCUGCCCGCGCAGGCGGCUCCGCAGGAGGAGGAGCAGGUCCCGCUCAAGAAAGAGAAAACGCAUUUCACCGUCCGGCUGACGGAGCUGAAGGCCACUGACAAGGUGAAGCUGAUCAAGGAGGUGAAGAACUUCGUGCCAGGAGUGAACCUCGUGCAGGCAAAGAAGCUGGUGGAGUCCCUUCCGCAGGAGAUCAAGGCGAAUGCCUCCAAGGAGGAAGCAGAGAAGAUCAAAGCAGCGCUGGAGGCGGCAGGAGGGACUGUUGUUCUGGAGUAGUCUCACCCUGGAGAGAGACUGGUGCUACAGCUUCUGCCCAAGCCGGGCUCCGGACCUUUCCUAGUGCACAAGGCACAGUUGGAGCACUCUCACAAAGAAUGCUGUGUGCUUUGGUGGAGCUGCUGCCUCCUGCCAUCACCAUGAACUCUACCUUAUAAAUAUAAAAAAACCCUGUAAAAUGAUUCAUCUUUCUCAAGU